GUGUAUCCUUCUAUAACUAUAUCACAAAUAGUCAAUCUUCUAUAGUUAAAAAAAAAAAAACUUUUAGGUGGUAGAUAUAAAUAAAUAAAUAAAUAAUUGCUGGUCAACGGUUUGAGAAGACAAAGUGAGAGAGAAAGAAUAAAAUUUAAAAUUUUGACUCCUCUUCCUGCAUUGGAAAUAUAAGGAGAGAAACCUUGGUGCAUUGGAAAUGUAAAGUGACAGAGAAUGGCUACUUUGGUGCAUUGGAAACAUGACUACUGGCUAUGUAUUCUUUUUCAUUGAUGUAUGUAAUGAAGUUUGAAAUAGUUACUUUCCCCAUCCUAUAUAAAGUCUCUUUGUUAGGUUUGGUUAUUCAUUUUGAAUUUUCUGAGUUCCAAAAGUUUGGGAGGAUGGCUAGUUCAUCUGCCCAGGGACAAGUGAUCGGCUGCCACAAUAAUGAGGAGUGGACGGCGCAUAUCCAGACUAACAAAUUGGUGGUGGUUGAUUUUACUGCUUGCUGGUGCAGCUCUUCCCGUUAUAUUGCCCCAUUUUUUGAUGGCAUUGCUAAGAAGAUGCCGCAUGUUAUAUUCCUCAAGGUUGAUAUUGAUGAACUUACGACAGUUGCACAACAAUAUAAAGUGGAGACAACAUCAACGUUUUUGUUCCUUAAAGAUGGGAAUGAAGUGGAUAGGGUUGUUGGUGCCAAGAGAGAGGAGUUGAAUGAGACCAUAGCGAAACAUUUUCCAUCUUAA
Molecule: messenger RNA, 731 nt
Organism: Lycium barbarum (goji berry)
Lineage: Eukaryota; Viridiplantae; Streptophyta; Magnoliopsida; Solanales; Solanaceae
Product: thioredoxin H-type 1-like
Exons: 3
Coding region: 264-731 (155 amino acids)
Source: RefSeq, a predicted model, not a curated record